CCCCUCUCUACGACAGGCUGCAAUGACAGUAGAACGGUAGCAGCUAGCAAGUUGAGAGAUCGCGUUGGCUAUGAGAUGACAGGUCUGCAUUUAUUAUGAUUAUUUCUACUAAUUUCAGCUUCUCUUUAAAGUGAGCCCCACCGGGGAAACGCUGACCGGGCUUUGGCGGUUUCUUUCACCCUCAAACUAAGCCCACUACUCCCGGACCCUAAAGGAAGAGCUAAGCCAGUUAGCUUCCGUUAGCCCAGCAGGUUGCUAUGUCGCAGGCAAGCGGUUGCGGGGACUCGUCGGAGCUAGCCGCGUUAUCUUGAGAACUUUUCUUCGUGAAGCACGUCUAAAGAUGGCUGUGUCGGUGCGGGGUUUGUACUUUGUGCUGACGCUGUUUCUGGCCAGUUUCUUCGGGAGCGUCUUCAUGCUGAGUCCGUUCUUGCCCCUGAUGCUGCUGUCCCCCGCCUGGUACCGCUGGAUCACCGAUCGCAUCGUCGCUACCUGGCUUACCCUGCCCGUGUCCCUGCUGGAGCUGGUGUUCGGGGUAAAGGUCGUGAUCACCGGUGACGCCUUCGUCCCCGGGGAGCGCAGCGUCAUCAUCAUGAACCACCGCACACGUCUGGACUGGAUGUUCCUGUGGUGCUGCCUGCUGCGCUACAGCUACCUGCGCCUGGAAAAGAUAUGUCUCAAGGCCGCGCUCAAGGCCGUCCCCGGUUUCGGCUGGGCCAUGCAAGUGGCCUGCUUCGUCUUCAUCCACCGGCGGUGGGAGAAGGACAAAGAACACUUGGGGAACAUGCUGGAUUACUUCUGCGACAUCAGGGAACCGCUGCAGCUGCUGCUCUUCCCUGAGGGCACCGACCUCACUGAGAACACGAGAGUGCGCAGCGACGAGUUCGCCGUGCAGCACCACCUGCCGAGAUACCAACACGUGCUGCACCCGCGCACAACCGGCUUCACUUUCAUCGUGGAGCGACUGCGCAAAGGGGACAACCUGGACGCGGUGCACGACAUUACCGUGGCUUACCCCAAGAACAUUCCCCAAACCGAGCGCCACCUCAUGCUGGGCCACUUCCCCCGCGAGAUCCACUUCCACGUGCGGCGCUACCCGGUCGCCACGCUGCCCGCCCCCUCGGCCGAGUUGGAGUCGUGGUGCCGCGAGCGCUGGGCCGAGAAGGAGUCGCGCCUGCGGGACUUCUACUCGGGCCGGCCGCGGGCUUUCGACCGGGAGGGCGCGGCGCGGGUGCCGCCGUGCAAGUCGGAACUGCGCGUGGCCCUGAUCAAAGCGGCGUCGCUGCUGUACUGGACCGGCUUCAUCGCGUCGUGCUUCGCCGGGCUGUGGCUGUGGGCUCCCGUCAGGUUGUACUUGGUGGUCGUGGUGGGGGUGUACGUGGCGCAGCAAAAGAUGGCAGGCGGGCUGGAGCUGCUGGAGCUGGCCUGUCAUCGAUACUGGACCUCAGCGGCGGCCAACGGGGGCGGCAAGAUCCUGGAUGGGAAAACUCAUUGAGGAGACACUAAAAGAAUCUUCCCUUCGCCACGCGGCAGCUCGCUCGACCGCACCAGGGAGGUUCAAGACGGCCCGGCCCGUGUUGUCAUCACCCCUCAAUUUCAGCUCUCCUUUUAUUACCUCCGACUUCCUUUUUGUUUUCGCAGGACGGCGCAGCAACCCCGCCACCCCCCUUCCCAAUCUUACGUUAGCCGAGUCGCUCGCCGACCUUGGCGGAGGUCCGCGCCCGCGCUUGGAUCUCGUUGUCGCUAACCUCGCACCAUCGCUCGGUUUACUGUGAAGAAGCGCGCGUCAGGCGGCACGUUUUUAAAAAAAAAAAAAAAAAAAAAAAAAGAUAGUCUCCACUUUUAUUUUUGUUUUUCUCGGUCUGACAUGUUCCACGGUGUCUUACACGACGGAGCGAAGCCAUACAACCUGCACAUUCUCGACAUGGACGCAUCUAAAUGUAUUUUUAAAUACCUCCUACUUUGGUAGAAUUUUGCUUUUAUACAAACCAUAGGAAUGUUUUUUUUUUUCACCCCCCUCCAGGGACGGUGGGGUGGGGGGGGGAGGGGGAAUCAGCUUGUUUGUACAAUCACAAAAGCCAAAGGUGAGCCAGAAAGUAAAUACAGAUGAGAAGGGUUUUUUUUUUUUUUUUUUUUUGAAGGAUUAAAGUAAAUGCCCUAGUUGGGAAUGUUUUUGGAGGGGUGUGCGGAGAGGAUGUUGGGACAACAUGACCCUCCUUCCACAGCGGUGGCACAGGAGGACCACCAGACUUGGAGUGGAA
This is a messenger RNA of Syngnathoides biaculeatus (alligator pipefish), 2258 nucleotides long. RefSeq names its product lysocardiolipin acyltransferase 1 (gene lclat1). Gene Ontology annotation, cellular component: endomembrane system. The record is from RefSeq and is a predicted model, not a curated record. The transcript has 6 exons. NCBI's taxonomy places the organism in Eukaryota, Metazoa, Chordata, Actinopteri, Syngnathiformes, Syngnathidae. Gene Ontology annotation, molecular function: acyltransferase activity. Bases 341 to 1492 code for a protein of 383 amino acids.